This is a messenger RNA of Nylanderia fulva, 579 nucleotides long. RefSeq lists its product as uncharacterized. Lineage: Eukaryota; Metazoa; Arthropoda; Insecta; Hymenoptera; Formicidae. The record is from RefSeq and is a predicted model, not a curated record.
AUGGUUUGGGCAAAAUUAUACAUUUAUAAUAUUGUAAUUUGGCUGAUAAUAUCGCCAAUAUUAUCAAUUCAGGCCGAAAAAAGGCUAAAUAACACACAAAUAAGUUUUAAUGAAUCCCAAACUUUAAACAUCCUUCCGGGAAUUAAAUGUUUGUGGACGGAUAGUGAACUCAUUGUUGAUGUGAAAAUUCAAGAUUUACUACAAGAGACGAAAGUGCAAAGUUCGAGGCAAGCAAGGAAAAAGAAAAAAGAACAUCCUUUAAAAAAACUUGCAUACAUGCUGAUGAUGGCACCGAUAGUUUGGCAGGUAUUGUCCUUACCAGGCGCUGUAGCAUCUGUCAAAAUGUCACUUUUAAAGAGUAUCAUGGUGGCGAAAUUAGCAAUCGUAUUAAUGAUCUACAAUUAUAUCAGAAGCACGCAACAUUCGGAGGUUGUGGUCCAUAAGAAGCUCCAUCAUUAUCGCGGUCAAAAUAAUUAUCCCAUUAAAGACGAGGAGGACGAAUGGUUCGGUAGAUGAGUUAAAGUGUAACAAUAAGAACAGAGUGCAUAUUAUGGUUUUCAAUUUUCUAAAGUGACACAC